Molecule: messenger RNA, 1251 nt
Organism: Gastrolobium bilobum
Lineage: Eukaryota; Viridiplantae; Streptophyta; Magnoliopsida; Fabales; Fabaceae
Exons: 1
Coding region: 1-1251 (416 amino acids)
Molecular function (GO): nucleic acid binding; RNA-DNA hybrid ribonuclease activity
Source: RefSeq, a predicted model, not a curated record
AUGGCAGCGCCAACGAGCAAGAAGGAGAUACAGCAGUUGACGGGAAGGUUGGCUUCCCUGACGAGGUUCCUACCCCGAUCGGCGGAGACAACCCUGCCAUUCUUUAAGCUGCUGAGGAAAGAAGCUCAGUACGGGUGGACCUCGGAGUGUGAAGCUGCGUUCCAGGAGAUCAAGAGGCAACUUGCUUCCCCUCCGGUGCUGGCAAAGCCAAGGGAGUCAGAAACUUUAAUUCUGUACUUAUCCGUUGGAGAUGUGGCAGUGAGUUCGGUUCUGGUGCAGGAGAAUGCAGAGGGUCAACAACCGAUAUACUUCGUGAGUCGGCUCUUGCAAGGAGCCGAGCUUAGAUAUCAGCGGCUGGAAAAAGUGGUUUUUGCUCUUCUGGUCUCAGCACGGAGGCUCCGAGCGUACUUCCAGGGACACAGGAUCCUGGUGAGAUCCGACCUGCCGAUCUGGCAAAUACUCCAUAAGCCGGAUCUGGCAGGGAGGAUGAUGAGUUGGGCGGUGGAGUUAUCAGAGUUCGACAUAGCAUUCGAGAGCCGAAAAGCGAUCAAGUCUCAGGCGUUGGCUGACUUUGUCCGCGAGCUCACUUCAGUCCAAACGGCAGAGCCAGAUAGCCCGGAUACAUGGCGUGUAUAUGUUGACGGGUCAUCUAAUGCAAAGGGCAGCGGAGCCGGGGUAAUUAUUGAAAACCCUGAUGGUGUUGCAAUUGAGUACUCUAUGCAAAUGGACUUUGAUACUUCUAACAACCAAGCUGAGUAUGAGGCCCUCAUAGCCGGGCUGUUGCAGGCACAAGAGCUCGGAGCCCGGAAAGUAAAGGUUUACAGUGACUCUCAGUUGGUCACCUCGCAAAUCGAGGGAAGUUACCAGGUAAAAAGACCUCUAUUGGCCAAGUAUCUUGAACGUGCAAGACGGAUAAUGGCGGACUUUGAAAAGGCAGAGGUUAGUCACAUUCCUAGAAGUGAGAACAACAGAGCAGACAUACUGUCCAAGUUGGCAAGUACAAAGGGGUGGGGAAACCACCGGACCGUGAUUGAGCAAAGUAUCCCGGCGCCGACAUGCAUCAUGCAGAUCUCCCGGGGGAAUGAUUGGCGUACUCCCAUUAUUGAGUACGUUGAAAGUGGAACUUUGCCUGUGGAGAAAGCAGAGGCCAAUAAGUUAAUCCGAGAUGCGGCGUCGUACACCAUAAUAGAGGGACAACUUUAUAAGAAAGGUAUUUUCACCCCCCCUGUUAAAGUGUCUAAACUCGGAUAG